AUGGGAAAGUUAAUCUGGAGUCAGUGGGCGAACGUAAUUGCUAUAGUCGCUGCAUUCUGGGGUGUUUUUGGCCUCUUCUUCCGAUACAGCGUGUUCAAUAACAUUCCAUCAAUCGAAAAUACCGUUGUAAAUCCCGUCAAUAUUUUUGCAAUAAUAUGUAUAGUCACCGGCAUUUUAGUGUUGGUCCUGGAACUCUUUGUCAAGAGAUACUUUGUUGCUCGAGCAGUUUUGUACGUACUCAUAGCAGGAGCAUCAGUGCUGAAUUAUGAAAACACAAAUCCAUCGCUAUACUUGAUUAUUAGUGCUGCGAUGUAUAUAACUGCAGAAUUCCAAUCAGAAAAUGUUGUACAUAAGACAACGGGAGCAACUGGAAAGGGGAACGUGUCGAUGGAUGAGAAGACGGCGACUGGUACGCCGAAUAAUGUGUAA
Paraglomus brasilianum is the source of this 429-nucleotide messenger RNA. Lineage: Eukaryota; Fungi; Glomeromycota; Glomeromycetes; Paraglomerales; Paraglomeraceae. The record is from the annotation of a GenBank genome assembly.